CGAGAUCACGCCACAGGAGAUGAGCAAUGGAAUACAUUCGCAAGCCAAGAGCAAUGUAUAGACUUCUGUGUAGGCACCUGCCCAAAUGAGCUCGAACAGCACUACAAUCCGAUCACGGGUCAACCACAAUUGUGCGAUGCAAAAGCAAAAAUCGGUUGUCCACUCGGUUUCGAAUGCGUUAGGACUUCGCCUUUCGCAGCAAUUUGCUGUCGCACAACUCCCGUCUGUCCUGCAGCCGAGUCCAUCGUUCUAGCAGAGAAAGGAGUGCCGAAGCUGUGUGAUCCGGGUCACCACGAUUCGUGUCCUGAGCAGUACUCGUGUCAGCAGGCCGAAAAUUUGGAGCACAUAUGUUGCACACGACCGCUCGAAUGUCCAAAUGGUAUGAAGGCACUCAGAGAAGAUGGUGGGCGCCCACGAGCUUGCACACUCGGAGUAGAGGGUAAUUGUCCUGGUGAUCAUGUAUGUGUUCUAGGAGAAGGAAUGACUGUUGGUAGCGGAGCCCGUCACCUGUGCUGUCGUCCUGAAAAGGUCUGCAUCGUUCCUUACGUGGACAUCACAAAAAAGCGACCACAACGCUGUUUUCCA
Messenger RNA from Ostertagia ostertagi, 585 nucleotides. Lineage: Eukaryota; Metazoa; Nematoda; Chromadorea; Rhabditida; Trichostrongylidae. The record is from the annotation of a GenBank genome assembly.